This is a messenger RNA of Zingiber officinale, 1508 nucleotides long. Its product is annotated as myb-related protein Zm38-like. The record is from RefSeq and is a predicted model, not a curated record. NCBI's taxonomy places the organism in Eukaryota, Viridiplantae, Streptophyta, Magnoliopsida, Zingiberales, Zingiberaceae. The transcript is spliced from 3 exons. Gene Ontology annotation, biological process: regulation of stomatal movement. The coding region runs from base 183 to 1274 and encodes 363 amino acids.
UUCACGUCAAGCUCUGUGACCCAUGCAAGAGGGAAAAAAAACAUGGAUAACAACCCCUUUCCCCUUCCCAUACUUUAAAAAAGGAGGAAGGAGCAAAAAAGGAAGAUUGGAGAAUCAAAGAAAGUCUCUGCUGCUGCUGCUGCGCACUGAACGGUUGUGUGUUGUUGUGCUUUUGGUCAGGCAUGGGGGGGCACUCCUGCUGCUACAAGCAGAAGCUGAGGAAGGGGCUGUGGUCGCCGGAGGAAGACGAGAAGCUCAUCGAGCACAUUUCCAAGUACGGCCAUGGGUGCUGGAGCUCUGUUCCUAAGCUGGCAGGGUUGCAGAGGUGCGGGAAGAGUUGCAGGUUGAGGUGGAUCAAUUACCUGAGGCCUGAUCUCAAGAGAGGGACGUUCUCGCAGCAGGAGGAAGAUCUGAUAGUUCAGCUCCAUGCCGUGCUAGGGAACAGGUGGUCGAAGAUUGCGGCGCAUUUGCCGGGGAGGACGGACAACGAGAUCAAGAACUUGUGGAAUUCGUGCAUCAAGAAGAAGCUGAAGCAGCGGGGGAUCGACCCGCACACGCACAAACCGGUGGCGGACGGCGGCGGCGGCGGCGGCGGUGCUGCGGUGAGCAGCGAGAAGAAUUCGGCGGCGUCCAGUGACAUGCAGGUGCCGCCGGCGGGGACGAAAGCCGAGGUGGUGUUGCAUGAGCUGACGCAGGCGGCGGCGGAGGAGAGCAUCACGUCGGGGACGGGGAAGGAGGUGUUGUUGGACCAGUUCCUCGCCGGGCACGAAACUGCGGGCUCCGGCGGGUGUCGGUCUUCGCUAGGUUACUUUCCCUUCGGCCUCGCCGCCGCGGUCUGGCCCAGCCAGGAGCUUGCAAUGCCUGCCGUCUCGAUUUUCUCGACCUCGAUGGCGUCGGCGCCUCCGCCUACGUGCUUCGACGGCGCCGCCGUGGGGAACUGGUUCGAAAGGGAUUGCUUCUCCGGCGGCCGCCGUAGCGGCGCCGAGGAAAGCAGAGGCGGCGGCGGCAGCGGUGGCGGGAUGUUCCCGUGGUUGGAGCUGCCGCCAUCCAGCAAGGACAUGCAGGUCCAGCUCGGCGGCGACGGGGAGGAACUCAAGUGGCUGGAGUACCUCCACGGAGCUCUCCCGCCGGCGCCGCAAACUCUGUUUAGCGCGGGAAAUCAGUUCGCCGGCAAUUGCUUCAGCAAUUGGCAGCAGAACCAGCCAUUUCUGCCGCAGCAACAGCAGAUUCAAGCUCCGGAGAUCUACAGCAAGGAUUUCCACCACCAAAUCUGAAAAUCAAAUCCAUAAAAAUCACAAAUUCAGAAGAUAAAGUGAUAAAUUCUUCAAAAAUGGUAAUAAAAGGUUAGUAAAUCCAUGUGCAGAGUGCCAAAAACACAAUCUUCGAAGUCCUUUUUUUUCUCCCUUUUUCUUGGAAUUUUAUUCUUCUAAAUUCUUGUUUUUUACUUGGAAAAUUGUUGUAUCUUGUUCUUGUGCCCAACAAAUUCAUUCAACUUUCUGUCUUCUUUA